Messenger RNA from Xiphophorus couchianus (Monterrey platyfish), 2510 nucleotides. RefSeq names its product retinal homeobox gene 1 (gene rx1). Bases 7 to 1041 code for a protein of 344 amino acids. The transcript is spliced from 3 exons. The record is from RefSeq and is a predicted model, not a curated record. Gene Ontology annotation, biological process: positive regulation of transcription by RNA polymerase II. NCBI's taxonomy places the organism in Eukaryota, Metazoa, Chordata, Actinopteri, Cyprinodontiformes, Poeciliidae. Gene Ontology annotation, molecular function: RNA polymerase II cis-regulatory region sequence-specific DNA binding; DNA-binding transcription factor activity, RNA polymerase II-specific.
GUUCGGAUGCAUUUAUCACUGGACACCAUGAGCAUGGUGGACGACAGCUGCCUCUCGCCCAGCAACUUCCACGAAAUGGGGAAAGGCGGGGGCGCCGCAGUCGGGGGCCGCGUCCACAGCAUCGAUGUCAUCCUGGGCUUCAAUAAAGACCAGGACCCCUUGCUAAGUCCUGCCGGGCCCAUGGGGCCCCAGAAGAUGGGCAUAGAUGGCCUGGGAGAUCACGUGAAGCAGCAGGAGUCCUUGUCCCACCCGUCCUACAGUGGACACCUGAGAAACAGCAGCUCACAGCAGCAGCAGCAGUACCAGGAUGCUGGUUUGUACACAAACAAGAGUGACGAAGAGCUGGGUGAGCUCAGAAAAAAUGUGGAGAGCGAUGAAGGCAAGUCACCUGAGUCAUGCAAGGAUGAUCAACCCAAGAAGAAGCACAGACGCAACCGCACCACCUUCACCACCUACCAGCUGCAUGAGCUGGAGCGCGCCUUUGAGAAGUCCCACUACCCAGACGUCUAUAGCAGGGAGGAGUUGGCCAUGAAGGUGAACCUCCCUGAAGUACGAGUCCAGGUCUGGUUUCAGAACCGCAGAGCUAAAUGGCGUCGGCAGGAAAAAAUGGAUGCCAGCACCAUGAAGCUUCAUGACUCCCCCAUGCUGUCCUUCAAUCGCCCGCCUCCGGUUCACACCAACAUGGGUCAAAUAACCAACUCCCUCCCGUUGGAUCCCUGGCUGACGUCUCCCCUGUCCAGCGCCACACCCGUCCAGUGUAUCCCAGGCUUCAUGGGUCCAGCUCAGGCCCUCCAGCCCAGUUAUCCCAGCCAUGGAUUCCUCAACAGCGCCCCCCAUGCUCCUCACCCGCACGUUCACCCCCAUCCUCCGUCGGGGCAGGGGAUGCAGAGCAUGGCUCCCCCACCUUACCAGUGUCCAGCCCCGUACUCCGAUAAAUUCCCCCUGGAAGACGUGGACCAGCGCAGCUCGAGCAUUGCCGCUCUGAGAAUGAAAGCCAAGGAACACAUCCAGUCCAUGGACAAGACCUGGCAGCCCAUGUGACUAACUGACAGUCCAUGUGAGGGACAAUCCUAGCACAAAACAGACAAUGAAAACUCCUGUCAUGCCUGCUCGGCCACAAAAUGGAAGUGAGACUGAGCUGUGAAAACUGAAGAACAUUUUUGGUACUUUCUUUUCUUUUUAACUUUUUUCUCAUCUCCAAGACUUAAAAGUGAAACCAUGUGUGAGAUAACCAAUCACAUUAUUGGUUAUCUCUUCUACCUGUUGAUGUUUGGUGCCUUGGGUGCAACAAAUUCAGAAAAACCAACUAUGGUCAUCAUAACUUGCACCUAAGAAACUACUGUAAUUCACUGUUUUUAAUUAAACAUGCUUUUUAAAAACUCACAGACAAAUUAAUUCUCACAUUUUAUGAACAUACUUGGGUGUCUUACAAAAGUAUCUACACCUCUUGAACUUGUUUAGAUUUUGUCACGUCGUAGCCAUAAAUUUCAGCAUUUUAUGUUGGGAUUUUAUGUGAUGAGACAAUACAAAGCAAUGAAUAAUGGUGAAGUGGAAAACAAUGCUAAGGGGUUUUAAAGAUUUUUGACACACACACACACACACAAAAGGAGAAGCAUUUGCGUUCCCUAUUAGUUUCCACCAAAACAAAUCUUCCUGGCUACUCAUUGUCUUAAUCUUUCUGGGGUCCAAAUGAUAAAGUAAAAAAAUAUGCAAACAAAACAUAGGAUAAUUAUAACAUUAACAUAAUAUGCACAAAAUUAGUCAGACAUCUCACUUUACAAAUUAUAUACAUUCACCUAGAUUUAAAAAUGAGAUUUCAGGUCUCUAAAAAAAUUAAGUAUUCAAAUAUCUGAUGUUUUUAGGGAAUUUGUCUCAUUCCUGAAUUGCUCUGUAGAUAACAGAUUUUUGUAAAAAGUUUAUUUCAGCACAGUUUAUAAUUAAUUCACCCUCUUUAUGUCAGAACUUUAUGUUUUGAAGUCAAUCUUUACUGGUUUUGCACAUCUGCAGACUGAAAUUUUUGCCCUUUCUUUUUUUACAUAAAAGCUCAAGCUCAGUCAGAAAGGCUGUCAAGUCUUGCUACAUAUUUUGAAUGGGAUUUAGGUGUGGGCUUUGACUGGGCCAUUUUAACACUAGAAUAGUGUUGAAUAGUGUUUUAUCUGAACCAUGCCAUUGUAUCUCUGGUCCAAAUGUUUAGAGUUGUCGUGUUGGAAGAUGAACCUCCGCCCUCUUGGUCUUUUGCAGCCCUAACAAGUUUUCUUUAUGGAUUCGACUGUAUUUAGCUCCAUCCAUUUUCCUCAACUCUCAUCAUCUAUCACAUUUCACCAUGCGACGGUGUGUUCUGGGUAAUGUGCAAUGUUAGCUUUUAGCUCACAUGAUAUUUUGCAUCUAGGCCAAAGAUUUCAGUUUUGGUCUAAACAGAACAUCUUCUUAUACAUGUUUGCUCUGCUCAUUACACCACCAUGUCCCAAAGUAUAUUAGUAGAAAAAAUUUACGCGACACUUCUUUCGUUU